Messenger RNA from Sphenostylis stenocarpa, 174 nucleotides. NCBI's taxonomy places the organism in Eukaryota, Viridiplantae, Streptophyta, Magnoliopsida, Fabales, Fabaceae. The record is from the annotation of a GenBank genome assembly.
AUGGGAGAUACACUUGCGGUAUGGGUUGAAGCAUCCAAGGAAAAGGUUGAGAGGUACAGGAGAACGGUAAUCAUGAAGGACACCCAGGAUCAAUUUUCUGAAUUAAAAGCACUAGUCCUAAUAGAAGAAAAUGAAGUGCGUGAUAUAUAUAAAGAUGAGUUGUAUGGUGCCUAG